Messenger RNA from Argentina anserina (silverweed cinquefoil), 1173 nucleotides. RefSeq names its product F-box protein CPR1-like. Gene Ontology annotation, molecular function: protein binding. NCBI's taxonomy places the organism in Eukaryota, Viridiplantae, Streptophyta, Magnoliopsida, Rosales, Rosaceae. The coding region runs from base 1 to 1173 and encodes 390 amino acids. The transcript has a single exon. The record is from RefSeq and is a predicted model, not a curated record.
AUGGAAACCCUAACUUUAGGGCUUAUCACAGGGUUUAUGGCCAUAUGCAGUCGCAUUCCACCACUGCCAUCACAAAUUUACAGUGCAGACCGCCUUCGGAAUUGGCUCCGGAAACGGUUCUCCUCUGGCAGCGUGCUCGAUAAACAACCUUGUUUAUUUUCAGAGAGCUGGAACGAUGACAUUAUUGUAGAUAUACUGUCGAGGUUUCCAGUGAAAUCCUUACUACGAUGUCCUUCUGUAUGCAAGUCAUGGCGUGCUCUAAUCUCUUCUUCUUAUUUCGUUAACAAGCACCUCAACCACGCGAUCAAUGGGAUCAACGACAGUACUAAUUGCUCAAUUAGGCUCCUGUUCUUAAACAACAAGCACUUCUUAGAUAGGUAUCAUCCGGAAUUUAUGUUGGUUAACUCAUUGAAGGAUUUUGUUGGUCACACUACAAGUAAAGAGCUUGACGUUCCUGGAGUACUGCAAGUUAUUGUGGGUUCUUGCAAUGGUUUGAUAUGCCUGAAAGCCAGCUGCAGCGGGGUUUUUCCGUGGAACCCUAGUACUGGAGAAGCCAGCAAGCUACCGAACCAAACUAUUAAUGCCGAUUGGAAUAACAUGUUUUAUGGAUUCGGCUAUGAAUCUAGAACUGAAGAUUACAAGGUCAUAUUGGGUGGUACAAAAACAAAGAAAAUAGAUAUCUUUAAACUAAAAGCUAAAGGGGGUUCAUGGAGGAACGCUGUAACUCUGGAAAAUUAUGGUAAGAUCUCUGGGUACGGAUGCUUAUCAAAUGGACUCUUACAUUGGGUAGAAAGAGGCGAUGAUUAUAAUCAGUAUUAUAGUUCAGCAUCAAGAAUUAUAUCAUUCAAUUUACUGAAUUUAGUAGAGGAUAAAUUUUUGGAGAUGGAACGUCUAUCCUUUUUGCUGGACAACAAAUAUUCCAACAUAGGAAUUGGCACCAAUAGAGAUGGCACCCAUGAAGUUAUUACAGAUCCUAUCUUGUUUACAAUAUGGAUGAUGCUGAAGGAAUAUGGGGUCAUGGAGUCUUGGAUCAAAGUACAAAUUCACAGAAGCUCUUUACCUCGAUCUUUAAAAGUUGGUGAUGUUGAUUAUACUGGACCGAUAAUUGUUUUACAGAAUGGUGAAGUUCUGCUGACUUGGAAAUCAGGGAAGUUAUCAUCCUUUAUAUUAUAG